AGAACAACACCUUGUGCGGAGAAUGUUCGGGGAACUCCUCAUUGAUCAUCAACACGGCUCUCUGAAUCAGACUACUGGAUUCCAUGGCUUCCAUGAUGUGAUUCUUCACCAUUUCUAGCCCUCGGAAAAAUCCCGAAAGUUCUGCUUCAAGACUCGUACAAGCUUCUAUUUCUUUAGGAUGGGACCCAUACUAAUACUCAAUCUGAAAUCCACUGGAUAAGGUUUUGGAGAGGGAGAGAAAGCAAUGGCCACUGUUUGAAGGGACCAAAAAGGAAAUGACUACUCUGUUAGACAUUUCAUCCUCUCUCCUCCCCACAAGAUCUCCAACAAUUCAUGCUCACAAUCACCAACCAAUCUCACACUUGCAUAUUCCCAUCCGAAAAGGAAUAAAAACCUCCAAAAAGCCCCUAUGUUUCAAGGUCCAGGCUGCUAAGCUUCCUUCUGGGGUAGAAUUGCCAAAAGUGGAGCCUCAGUUCAAAGCACCCUUUCUUGGGUUCACAAGGACUGCAGAAAUAUGGAAUUCGAGGGCUUGUAUGAUUGGCCUCAUUGGGACUUUCGUUGUGGAACUGAUCAUAAACAAGGGAAUACUUCAAUUGAUUGGAGUGGAUAUUGGGAAAGGUCUGGAUCUUCCUCUAUGAGCAGUCAGUCGAAAUAAACAGGGCUUCAUAUCGGACUUGGUUUACGUUGCACAAGCACUAGCCUUUAUUAUGUCGAAAUCAUUUGCGCACUAGCCUUUAUUAUGUUGAAAUCAUCAUCAAUUCUGUAUUGUCCUUCCAACAGGCAGGGUGGGACGAGUACCAGUUAAGAAGUGCCUCGAAACCUUGUAAUAGUACAUUUCUUCUCGUUUCUACUGUGUACGAAUCUUUAAAAUCCUUCUUUGAUAAUUUUGAAUCACUGGUCACAACUCCAUCAAA
Messenger RNA from Rhododendron vialii, 914 nucleotides. Its product is annotated as light-harvesting complex-like protein OHP1, chloroplastic. The coding region runs from base 276 to 638 and encodes 120 amino acids. The record is from RefSeq and is a predicted model, not a curated record. The transcript has 3 exons. Lineage: Eukaryota; Viridiplantae; Streptophyta; Magnoliopsida; Ericales; Ericaceae.